Molecule: messenger RNA, 2071 nt
Organism: Schizosaccharomyces japonicus yFS275
Lineage: Eukaryota; Fungi; Ascomycota; Schizosaccharomycetes; Schizosaccharomycetales; Schizosaccharomycetaceae
Product: NADPH-dependent diflavin oxidoreductase
Exons: 4
Coding region: 73-1866 (597 amino acids)
Biological process (GO): iron-sulfur cluster assembly
Cellular component (GO): mitochondrion; cytoplasm
Molecular function (GO): NADP binding; oxidoreductase activity; oxidoreductase activity, acting on NAD(P)H
Source: RefSeq, a predicted model, not a curated record
AACUCUAAUCGACGUUAUCGCCGACAGUUGGGCGCGCCAAACCUGCCCUCUGCCACACGCUCUGUGCACGCAAUGGACACGAAUAACGGCCAGGAAAACGGAAUUCUGGUUCUCUACGGCUCGGAAACAGGUACCGCUCAGGACCUUGCCGAGUCUUUAUGGAGGGAACUCACUAGAAACGGCUACGACGUCGCUGUUGAGUGUCUGGACGACUUGGAUUUGAAACGAAUUAUUUCCCGCGUCCUUUGCAUAUUUAUAUGCAGCACAACUGGCCAGGGCGAAGUACCUCGAAACAUGAAGACAUUCUGGCGCUUUCUUUUGAGAAAACGUCUUCCUUCCGACUUUCUCGAUUGUAUGCAAUAUGCUGUGUUUGGUUGUGGUGAUUCUUCUUAUGCUCGCUUCAAUUGGACUGCCAAGAAGCUCGACCGUCGUCUACAGCAGCUUGGAGCUAACCGCAUCUGUCUACGUGGUGAAGGUGAUGAACAACACGAGUUAGGUGUCCCAGGACUCUUUGCCUACUGGUUGACUCACUUGAACGCUGCUAUUGCGCGCUAUCGUACACCUAAUCGUCCUGCUCUUACAAAGGACGCGUUGCUUGAGCCAGUGUUUGAUAUUCGUUUUCUCUCUCCUUCUGUGGACGAGUCCGAUUUGGCAGAUCUUUCGCUGACUAAAGACCAUUUGAGUCCAUCUACUUUUAAAUGUACCGAGCGGGUCAAUUAUGCAAUUGUUGAGGAAAACAAUCGGAUGACGGCUCCUGAUCAUUGGCAGGAUGUUCGCCAUGUCAAGCUUCGUUUGCCAGCCAGUGUUUCCUGGUCUGCAGGAGACAUUGCCGUUCUCUACCCCUGCAACGAUGAUACUAGCGUAAUCUGGUUCUUGAAACGUAUGGGUUGGUAUAAGUUCGCAGCUGAACCCAUUACUGUGCAGACGAAACCCAAUGGCAAGCCUCUUGGUUGGCUGCCUUCGCCUCUGACACCGUACACAUUGGUUAAAUAUAUGCUUUCUUUGCAUUCCAUGCCUAGCCGCGCUUUCUUUGAGUAUGCCGCUCACUUUGCCGACAAUGAUUUACAUCGCGAACGACUUGCUGAAUUUGCCGACAAUGCGCAUAUUGAAGAGUACUAUAAUUACGUUACGCGUCCGCGCAGAACACUUAUUGAAACUCUUCAAGAAUUUGAUAGUUUGCGUGUUCCCUUUCAUUACGCUUUGGACGUGUUUCCACUCAUGAAGGGUCGUCAGUACUCCAUUGCAAGUGCCUGUCACCCUGAAGAUAAUACUCUCGAACUGGCCAUUGCCCUUGUGAGAUUCAAGACUCGAAUGCAUGGAGACCGUGAAGGAGUUUGUAGUCGCUGGCUUAAAGAUGUAAAGCCAGGCACAGAGCUUUCUAUUGAUAUCUUAAAGGCAGCAUCCAAGCUUGACAUCAAUUCACCGUCUCCCUUCGUUAUGAUCGGUCCGGGCACCGGUGUUGCCCCCAUGCGACUUCUUGUUCAACACCGCGUAAGCAAUGGACUUACGAAUAAUGUGCUCGUUUUUGGUUGUCGAAACAAGGAGAAGGAUUUCUUGUUCCAAAAAGAGUGGGAAGCUUAUUCGGCGCAGAAACAGCUGGAACUGUACUGCGCCUUUUCUCGUGAUCAAGAUAAAAAGCAUUAUGUUCAGAACGUUAUUCGUGAACAUGGUGAACGCUUCUUUGACUUAAUUUACAACCAAAAGGCAAUUGUUUGCGUUUGUGGUUCCUCUGGUAAGAUGCCGACUGCCGUAAGAGAGGCUAUUGCAACCAUUGUGUCCAAAUAUCUAGAUGGAAAGUAUUCCACAGGCAAUGACUACCUUCUCACCAUGGAGAAGGAAAAGCGGUUUUACCAAGAAACUUGGUAAGCUCCCACUGACUGUUACACCCAUUUUUAUUUAACAAGGCAACGUUCAUUUUGCCUGUUUAAAAACCUCCCUCAUUACACCAUUCUCUUCUUUUCAUUCCCUCUUUAUUGUCCUUUACCUCUCUCUCUCUCAGGUUUUAUUUUUUUUUGUCACAGACAAGUUGAUGGCAGCAGCUUUUUACUCUUCUUAGUCACUUAAUAGAUGU